GUACUGUAGUAACUACUACAACGAAUCAUCUGAUCCGCCGGAGCUCUGUGAUUGGUGCCAAAUCGACGAGAUUCGAAGCUCAAAACAUGGCGGUUCUUCGAAGAAACCCGCGGCAAUCAGCAGCGGCCGGUCGGAAUAUUCCGGUGACAAGAUCAAACAACAAGAUCGUGAAGAAGGGUCGGAGAAAGGGAAGUCGCCCACUACUGGAGCUCCUUCUCCGAGGACGGGUACACGAAGGUACAAGCUUCUUAAAGAUGUCAUGUGUUAGGAAUAAAGAAAGGUAAUUAAUAUAUAUGUGUAAAUCGAUAAGCGAAAAAUGACAAAUAAAUAAACAAUAAUAUAUAUAUAUAUAUA
Lactuca sativa (garden lettuce) is the source of this 354-nucleotide messenger RNA. The record is from RefSeq and is a predicted model, not a curated record. Lineage: Eukaryota; Viridiplantae; Streptophyta; Magnoliopsida; Asterales; Asteraceae.